Molecule: messenger RNA, 700 nt
Organism: Lolium rigidum
Lineage: Eukaryota; Viridiplantae; Streptophyta; Magnoliopsida; Poales; Poaceae
Exons: 1
Coding region: 110-448 (112 amino acids)
Source: RefSeq, a predicted model, not a curated record
AAUCGCUCAUCCGAAAGCAGAAGCAGCUAGCUAGCGACAUACUACUACAACAGCUACCUUCCACAGGAGCAGGAGGAGGAAGAAGAAGCGUCUACAGUCUACAUCGCGUAUGGGCAACUGCGCCGUGACGCACGAGGCCGUGUCGUGGGCCGACGACGGCGAGUGGGAGUCGCCGUCCGGCGGCGACGGCGACGGCGACGCGGGGAGGAAGGAGCACACGAUCAACGAGGUGACCAUCAGGAUCAGCAAGCGGCAGCUGCAGGAGCUCAUCGACAAGAGGGCCGACGACGGCGCCCACGGCCACUUCUGGAAGAGCGACCGGGGGUCGGCGUCGGAGCUUCUCGCCGACAUCAUGAACGCCGGGGAGGUGCACCACAGCGUCCAGCACUGCAGGGCGGCGCACUGGCGGCCCGCGCUGCAGAGCAUCCCGGAGACCGUCGAGUCAUGACGAUAGUGGCCGUGGCUUUUUCCAGCCGGGUUUUCUCGUCGAUCUCUUUCUUGGUUGCUUCAUUGCGGUGUCUUUUGCUAGUGCACAGCGUUUUGGUGGCAUUUUUUUUUGGUGUUAUUCUUUGGUUCCGAUCUAAAGUACAAUGUAAAUUACUAGGGAAAGAGCUGGUAGACGCGCUGGUGUAGAUUGUAAAGCAGGUGUUCUGUCCAUACUUUCUUUUUCUGUGUGGAACAAACUAGCAUUUCCAGUUCA